Molecule: messenger RNA, 294 nt
Organism: Sclerotinia borealis F-4128
Lineage: Eukaryota; Fungi; Ascomycota; Leotiomycetes; Helotiales; Sclerotiniaceae
Source: the annotation of a GenBank genome assembly
AUGAUCACCCGAUUCAUCACAGAAGUCUCAACGGUGUUCAACCCGUUCUCACCCAAAGCCAAAACCGCACGAUUAUUCCUCUCAGUCCUCCCACCAAAUGCACGACAGACCAUGAAGAUUGAUACCAAGGUAUUACCGAGGGCAUCCAAAGAGCCAAGUCUUGUGUGCUUGAAGUUCAAGGAUGGGAAAGAAAUGAAAUUAGACGCGGAGAAGCUCGGUAUCAGGGGUGUAUCCGAUGAGGUGGAUAGACAUUCACGAAUAUUGGCAAGACAGGAAGAAUUGACUGGGAACUGA